UCCACUUGCCUCCCUGUACCUCCAACCUCCGUCCCAAGCCCCAGAGUCCCUAUAAAGAGGGACUCUCAGCUCAGAUCAGCACAGGACCACAGCGAGGCUCUGAAGCUUCUGAGCUCUGCAAUCUCAACUCUGUGCAGCCUUCUCCUCCACCAAGACCAUGAAGUUCUACGUGACAGUCCUUUCUCUCCUUGUGCUUGGGGCUGCCUUCUGCACUCCAGGUCUCUCAGCACCAAUGGGCUCAGACCCUCCUACGGCCUGCUGUUUCUCUUAUACUCUGCGGAAGAUUCCUCGUACCUUUGUGAUGGAUUACUAUGAGACCAGCAGCCUCUGCUCCCAGCCAGCCGUGGUGUUCCAAACCAAAAAGGGCAGGCAAGUGUGUGCCAACCCCAAUGACACCUGGGUGCAGGAAUACGUGGAUGACUUGGAACUGAACUGAACUUGCUGCAGGAUGGGGAUUCGGAACAUCUUUAGGGAAUGUCACCGGAGCCCAGAUAGUUCUCAGUGAGAACCACCUUAUCCUCCAGACCCACAGUGCCUCUCGGUAGUUCCUGGCCCUCAUCUUUACUGUAUGCCUUGUUAUUGUAUUUGGUGUUAUUCCUAGUAUUUAUGUUUGCUCAAAGGACAUGUAUCCCCCAUGGGGAUGGUCUAUCAUACUGUUUCUCUGCCAUUGUGGAUACAUAGUUGAUGCAGUUGAUUUCAUGCAUUUUGA
Molecule: messenger RNA, 709 nt
Organism: Dipodomys ordii (Ord's kangaroo rat)
Lineage: Eukaryota; Metazoa; Chordata; Mammalia; Rodentia; Heteromyidae
Product: C-C motif chemokine 4
Exons: 3
Coding region: 158-436 (92 amino acids)
Biological process (GO): chemokine-mediated signaling pathway; cellular response to type II interferon; immune response
Cellular component (GO): extracellular region
Molecular function (GO): chemokine activity; CCR chemokine receptor binding
Source: RefSeq, a predicted model, not a curated record